Messenger RNA from Salvia hispanica, 1435 nucleotides. Its product is annotated as patatin-like protein 3. Gene Ontology annotation, biological process: lipid metabolic process. The record is from RefSeq and is a predicted model, not a curated record. NCBI's taxonomy places the organism in Eukaryota, Viridiplantae, Streptophyta, Magnoliopsida, Lamiales, Lamiaceae. Gene Ontology annotation, molecular function: glycerophospholipase activity; monoacylglycerol lipase activity.
UUCACCUCGAGUUCCUCCACAUUACCUUCUCAAUAGAGGAAAAAAUGGAUAGAAAAGGCAUCUAUCUUGGUCUUGUCGUCCUCUUGAUAGUCUUUCCGAUUUCGUAUGCACAAACAAGAGCUAAAAUGGUGACUGUUUUGAGCAUCGACGGAGGAGGCAUCAGAGGCAUUAUUCCGGCCACAAUACUAGCCCAUCUCGAAUCCAAACUCCAGGAGUUAGAUGGUCCGAAUGCAAGAAUUGUUGAUUACAUGGACGUGAUCGCCGGAACAAGCACCGGGGGGCUUAUCGCAACCAUGCUAACGGCCCCAGGACCCGACAACCGGCCUUUGUACGCUGCGACAAACAUCACUAACUUCUACUUGGAGCAAUGCCCCAAAAUCUUCCCUGAAAAAAGCCGGAGAGGCUUUGUCGGGAGGCUGACGAAUCUAUUCGGCGGCCCCAAAUACGACGGCAAGUAUCUGAAAGGGUUGGUCCAAGCAUUGCUAGGGAACCUCACUAUAAGCCACACAUUGACGAAUCUUGUGAUUCCUACCUUCAACAUCAAACGCCUCCAGCCAGUUAUUUUCACCACAAAUGAUGGUAAAGAAAAUGUUUAUAAAAAUGCUCUAUUAUCCGAUGUGUGCCUUGGCACCUCCGCGGCUCCAACUUAUCUCCCACCUCACUAUUUCGAAACUAAAGAUGCCGGCGGGCAAACACACACCUUUGACCUCGUGGACGGAGGCGUGGCAGCAAACAAUCCCACACUAUUAGCCAUAACACAAGUCUCUAAAGAAAUAUUGAUGGGAAGAUUCAAACUAGCAGACAUGCAGCCCAUGGACAGUACCAAAAUGUUGGUGCUGUCCCUAGGCACGGGCCUCGGUCGAGUUCAAGAGAAGUACAAUGCAAAGGAUGCGGCCAGAUGGGGCCUGCUCCGUUGGGUAUACAACGAUGGUGCCUCGCCAUUGCUUACUAUUUUUGGAGAUGCUAGCUCAGAUAUGGUUGACAUCCAUGUCUCCACCGUUUUCCAAUCAAUAAGCAACGAACAAAACUACCUGCGAAUUCAGGAGGAUGGCUUGGUGGGGGAUGCGUCUUCACUGGAUGUUGCAACCGAGAAGAAUUUGCAAGCGCUUGUGCAAAUCGGUGCGGAUCUGCUGAGGAAGCCGAUUUCGAGGGUGGAUCUCGAGACGGGCAGGCCGGUCCCGGUUCAAGGAGAGGGUACUAAUGGAGAUGCAUUGGGUCGAUUUGCCAAGUUGCUAUCCGAUGAGAACAAGUUUCGCCAUUCCAAUUAGUUAAACAAUAGUAAUUUCCAAUAUAAUAGACCUUUACUACUUUAUUAUAUACUCCAUUUUUUUUUUCUUUUUCGGCUAAUAAAAUACUACUAGGUUAAUUGAAUAUGUAUACUUAAUUCUAGUUUCUGUUAUGGUUCGCAAUGGGUGAUUCGUGAUUUCAUUUAUUA